Thlaspi arvense is the source of this 362-nucleotide messenger RNA. Lineage: Eukaryota; Viridiplantae; Streptophyta; Magnoliopsida; Brassicales; Brassicaceae. The record is from the annotation of a GenBank genome assembly.
GUUUUGUUAAAUGUGAUGCUGUUGAAAACAAUAUGAGUAAAUUGUUAAACAAUGUGAUCAAUGACGGACGGUUUAAACAACUAGUUGGGUUGCUUGAAGAUAUUAUAAAACAUGUCAUGAUAAGCAAUGAAGGAAAGAUACGCAUAAUAGAUGGAUACAAAAGAGAGGUAAACCCACAUGUUAAAAAAAAAAAAGUAAAAGAUUGCACUCCAAUUUGCGGAGGAAGAGGUUGGUAUGAGAUUGAUCAUGGUAGGGAUAAAUAUAGUGUUAAUGUAAGAAAUGAAAUUUCUUGCCCGUGUCGUCGAUAUGAGGUCAGUGGUAUUCCAUGCUCUCAUAUGAUUUCUGCUUUAUUAGCUAAGAAU